AUGAGCCUGAGUCUGGGCCUCUUCGGCGGCCCUAUUGUCGGUGGAUUCGUCUAUGAUAUGGCAGGCUACUUUGCUGUGUUCGUCCCGGCGUUUGCGCUCAUUAUGCUCGAGGUCGUCCUUAGCCUGCUCUUGCAGCCACCGUCACGAUCUCUGGAAUGCUUGGAGACGCCUGUCCAGCGAGACGAGCAGUCGCCCCUAUUGCCUGCCACAGGGCCUCCAGACAAGCAGACAUCUCCCACGCUUGUCAUACUCCUGCGCUCGCCGCGAUUCCUGGUCGCGAUGGUGGGAAUGUGCAUGUUGAACACCUUCAUGACUGCGUUCGAGGCGGUCCUUCCCGUGUACCUGCAUGAGCUCUGCGACUAUGACUCCAGUCAGGUCGCUAUUGUCUUCCUGUCCAACACACUCCCAAUGGUUCUUUCGCCUCUGAGCGGCAACGUGGUCGAUAAAGUCGGCCCCUUCUGGCCCGCGGUCGCAGGAUUUGCCCUCGCAGCGCCGAGCAUGAUGCUCCUCAGCUUGAUUCAGCACAACACUGUCCUCUGCUCGUUGCUCCUGCGCCUGUUUCUCUUCCUGUUCGGCUGCGGGAUUUCCAUGGCCAUGCCUGCAAUGAUGACUGAGAUUAGCAUGGCAACAAAGGCCGUCGAAAAACGUUAUCCAGGAAUCUUCGGCAGCCAGGGCGCGUACUCACAGGCGUACGGACUGAGCAAUGCCGCUUUCGCGGGCGGUACCCUCGCCGGGCCACUGUAUGCGGGAUACCUCCGAGAAUGGGCGGGAUGGACGGCUAUGUCAUUGUCUCUGGGAGGGCUCAGCGUGGUGAUGGUGAUUUUGGUGGUUGUGUUUACAGGGCGCAAGGAGGACAAAGUUGCAGAGGAAGUAUGA
Molecule: messenger RNA, 876 nt
Organism: Aspergillus tanneri
Lineage: Eukaryota; Fungi; Ascomycota; Eurotiomycetes; Eurotiales; Aspergillaceae
Exons: 1
Coding region: 1-876 (291 amino acids)
Biological process (GO): transmembrane transport
Molecular function (GO): transmembrane transporter activity
Source: RefSeq, a predicted model, not a curated record